AUGAGUCAACAACACAACAACAAAAUAAAUUCUCCUGCUCUCAGUUCUGGAGUGGAUCAUCAUCAUCAUGAUGAUGCAUCUCCCUAUUGUGUGGGUGAUAUCAUUUGGUUAAAAAUACCGGGAUGUCCAUAUUGGCCCUCUAAGAUUCUCAAUUCCAAUGAUAAAUCCAUUCCAUCUUCUGUCUUACAAGCAAGAGAAUCUACAAGUCAAGUACUUGUGGAAUUUAUCAAUGCUGCGAGUGGUGAAGAAUAUUAUUGGGUGGAUUUAUCUAAAGAGAGUAAUCAUAAAUUAUUCUCAGAAGAACCAUACAUGUUAGAUUCCAAUCCAAGUGCAUUAAAAGAACCAUUAUUAAAGAAGGCAAUUAAAAUAGCUAAGGAAAAGUGUGGAAUUUCACCAUUGGUGACAACCACCUCUCAGAAAAAGAAAAAAACUACUUCUAAAAAAAGAAAGAGUGAGGAAGAAGAAGAAACUUCAACAACACAUAAUGAUGAUGAGGAAGAAGAAGAGUUCGAUACAACUAGUAAAGAAGCAUCACCUCAAAAAAAGAAGACAAAAAAGAUCGACACUUCUCAACCUUCUUCUGAUAAAGUAGUAUUAACAGAUGAUGAACUUGCAAAUAUUCAAAUGGAAUUAGAUAAGGCAAUUUCAAAUCAAGAUUUAAAAUCAAUCAAGGAAUUUAUCAAAUUUAUUCAUGACAAGUGUACAGACAUUACAGUAGAACAAUUGAAAAAAGUUAAAAUUGGUAAAUCAGUGGCAAGUCUUAGAAAGAGUGAAGAUCAACAAGUGGCAAGUAUGGCUAAAGAAUUGGUGAAACAAUGGACCAAUAAGGUGACAAGUGCUGACUCUAAUGUUACCACCACCACCACCACCACCACCACUACGACUACGACUAGUACUCCUACGACUACUACCACUACUCCAACUACCAAAUCUGACCCACCUUCAUCCAAGAGUAAGAAACAAAGCAAUAGUACUACCUCAUCUUCAUCCACUCCUCCAACUAGCACCACUCCUCCAAAAAAGAGCGCCAAUUCAACUCCCACUAUUAAAUCUCCCACCAAAUCGACGACCGCCACUGCCCCGCAAAAACUACCCGUCAAACCGCUUACCAAAUCCAGUAGUGUCAGUAGUAAUUUAUCAUCCAAUUCUUCUUCUAAAUCACCACCGACGACUCCUUUACCUCAAAUGAAUUUGAGUGCAAUUCCUCAAGUUUCAAAUGAUGAAUCAAGAAAUAGAUGGAGAACAAAGAUUGCACAAGGUCUUUCUCUUGUUAAAGAUGCAACUGAGAAUAAGGUGAUUGAAUUGUGUGUUGAAAUUGAAAAUGUAGUGUUCAAUUACUUUAAAUCAAAUCCUCAUAUUCAUAACAACACAUAUGAUGAUCAAUGUAGAACAUUGGGAAGAAAUUUAUGUGAUUCUAAGAAUGAAGAUUUUAGAUCCAAUGUUUAUCAUGGUGUUAUUGCUAUUGAUGCACUUCCAACAAUGAAAGUACAAGAAAUGGCAUCUAAGGAGAAACAGAAAGAACGUCAAAUUUUGCAAGAAAGAAAACAACAUCAAGAUAUGGUUGCUAAACCAGCAGAAGUGGAAUCGAGCAUGUUUAGAUGUGGUAAAUGCAAACAAACAAAAUGUACCUAUUUUGAAAUGCAAACAAGAUCAGCGGAUGAACCCAUGACUGCUUUUAUUACUUGUCUUAAUUGUGGAAAUAAGUGGAAACAGUGA
Molecule: messenger RNA, 1716 nt
Organism: Naegleria fowleri
Lineage: Eukaryota; Heterolobosea; Eutetramitea; Acrasida; Naegleriidae
Exons: 2
Coding region: 1-1716 (571 amino acids)
Biological process (GO): DNA-templated transcription
Cellular component (GO): nucleus
Molecular function (GO): nucleic acid binding; zinc ion binding
Source: RefSeq, a predicted model, not a curated record